CAUCCAUAAAUUUUUGGAAAUUAAAGUGUGAACUCAGUAGUUCACGGAAAACAUACAUUUUUCUACAAUAUAUUCCAUCAUUUCUUAGCAGUCAGGUUAUACAAGCAAUGGCUAAAGCACAAGAAAAGAUGUCAACAAUCUUGAGUAUUGAUGGAGGAGGAGUUAGGGGACUUAUUCCUGCCCAAGCUCUUGGAUUUUUAGAGGCCAAACUUCAGGAAUUAGAUGGUGCAGAAGCCAGAUUAGCAGAUUAUUUUGAUCUUAUAGCAGGUACUAGUACUGGAGGACUGAUGACUGCUAUGAUAACAUCUCCAAAAGUUAACAAACGUCCCCUCUUUUCUGCCAAAGAAGUAACUGAUUUCUACUUAAGGAGACUUCCAAAAAUUUUCCCCCAACCCUGCCGUUGGAAUAGGUUUGGACCAGUCAUAAGUCUAUUCCAUGGGUGCAAAUACUCAGGGCAGUGCCUCAGGCAGAUCUUCAAUGAGAUAAUUCCUAAUCUACGUCUAAACGAGACAAUCACCAAUGUGUUAUUACCCGCUUUUGAUAUAAAGCUGCAGCAGCCAGUCAUUUUUUCUACUUUUGAGGCAAAGGAAAAUGCUCUCAAGAAUCCAUUUUUAAAAGAUGUAUGCAUUGGUACAUCUGCAGCUCCUACUUUCCUCCCACCUCACUACUUUACAAUACAUGAUCAAUCCUCUAGAAGUGGUAAAAGUUUUCACUUGAUAGAUGGAGGAAUUGCUGCUAACAAUCCUACUUUGUUAGCGAUAAAUCAAAUUACAAAAAUGCGUCUGAAGGAGAAUCCGGGAUUCACAUAUACUAGACCUCAGGAUCAUGGAGACAUAUUGGUGCUUUCACUUGGAACUGGCCAAGAAGAUUCACAAAAAAUAAACUAUGAUGCCAAAGAGGCUGCUCAAUGGGGUGGUUUGGGAUGGAUUCAGAAUAAGGGUAGAGCCCCAAUCAUAGAUGUCUUCAUGAAUGCCAGUGCAGAUAUGGUGGACAUAUACAUGGCUGAUAUGUUCCAGUCUGGUUUUCACAAAGUUUUCUAUCUCAGAAUUCAGGAAGUAAACUUAAGUGGAGAUGGAGUGAGUAUAGAUUGUUCACGCAAAGAAAACCUUGAGAAUCUUGUAAAUAUUGGGAAGAAGUUAUUGGAUAAGCCUGUGAGCAAAGUGAAUUUAGAAACUGGCAAGUUUGAAGAAGUUCAAGAUAAGUUUACCAACAAGGAUGCGUUGAUCAGAUUUGCCAAAAUGUUAUCGGGAGAGAGGAGAAAAAGAUCAUCCAUAUAAUCAUAUAAGAAUAGUAGAUUUCUAAGGAUUACCAGCGCUUCUUCUUGCCUCUGGAUAUGGGCUGGGGAUUCCUUUCAAAUGCCAUGGAUAUAUUAGUGUGUUACCUUAUUCUUCAAGUUCUAUGCUGGAAAUAUAUUCAUGAAGAUCUUAUCAGUGAUGCUCUCCUUCAGAGUACUCUCAGAUUAUGCUUUUGCAAGAUGGCCGAUUUCCCAUGGGAAGAUUUUGGUUCUUCCUUCCCUAGGAUGAAGAUUCAAGUACCAAAACUCACCACCACACAAUAUGCAGUAGUAUGUCCUUUUUCUUGGUUGCAGAUCUUUUCGACUUAUCAAUACAUGUGUUCUCUAUAUUUUGAUAAUUUUGGUUGUAUGAUCGUAUGUGUUGUAUUUCUUUUGGGUUUACAGUCUUUGGACCUGGUCAUUAUUAGACUUAAGUAAAUCUUAUUUAUGCAAGCGAUACAUUUACAUGGU
Cryptomeria japonica (Japanese cedar) is the source of this 1744-nucleotide messenger RNA. RefSeq names its product patatin-like protein 2. Bases 108 to 1277 code for a protein of 389 amino acids. The transcript has 9 exons. Gene Ontology annotation, biological process: lipid metabolic process. The record is from RefSeq and is a predicted model, not a curated record. Gene Ontology annotation, molecular function: glycerophospholipase activity; monoacylglycerol lipase activity. NCBI's taxonomy places the organism in Eukaryota, Viridiplantae, Streptophyta, Pinopsida, Cupressales, Cupressaceae.